AUGUCUGAUUCGUCGUCUGAAGAUGAACAUGAGGCUCUACCCCCUAAAAUUAAAACAAAGAUUGCAGCUGAGAGCAUUGGAAACGAUGCCGACGAUGUAGAAGGCGAACCGGAAGCAGCAAAAUCUUUCAAAGAAUUGGGUGUAUCGGAUGAGUUGGAUGAGGCAUGUACAAGGAUGGGUUGGAAAACGCCUUCGAAGAUUCAAACGCUUGCCUUACCUGCAGCACUGGCCGGGCGGGAUGUGAUUGGGUUGGCAGAGACUGGAUCUGGAAAAACCGGGGCUUUUGCGAUUCCGAUUCUACAAUCGUUGUUGGAGCACCCGCAGAAGCUCUAUGCGCUUGUGCUGACGCCCACUCGAGAAUUGGCCUUCCAAAUCGCGAAGCAGUUCGAGGAUUUGGGCACGAGAAUCGGAUUGUUAGUUGCCGUCAUUGUCGGAGGCGUUGAUAUGGCCACGCAGGCGAUCGCUCUGGCAAAGCUUCCCCACAUCAUUGUCGCCACACCGGGUCGCUUAGUUGAUCACCUUGAAAAUACUAAAGGAUUUUCUUUGCGAGCCCUCAAAUAUUUGGUGAUGGAUGAAGCCGAUCGAAUUUUGAACCUCGAUUUCGAAGAGGAGCUGGACAAGAUUUUGAAAGUAAUUCCGAGAGAACGACGGACAUAUUUGUUCUCGGCAACAAUGACCAAAAAGGUCGCAAAACUGGAGCGUGCUUCGUUGCGGGAUCCUGUUCGUGUCGAGGUCAACUCGCGUUAUAAGACGGUCGAUACGUUGAAACAACACUAUAUCUUCAUUCCCUUCAAGUAUAAGGAAGCGUAUCUCGUCUACAUCCUAAACGAGCUGACGAGCAAAAUCAAGUUGGCCGAACCGAAGCUGGCGAUCAUUUUCACGGGAACAUGUCUACUGGCCGACACAAUUACAAGAAUGCUGCGGCAGCUGGGCAUGGACGCGAUUUCUUUGCACGGGCAGAUGACGCAGCAAAAGCGAUUGGGUGCCCUCAACGCGUUCAAGACCAACUCGCGCAACAUCUUGGUCUGCACUGACGUCGCAUCUCGAGGAUUGGAUAUUCCCGGAGUCGACUUUGUCUUCAACUUCGAUGUGCCCGGCCAAGCCAAGGACUACGUGCACCGGGUUGGACGUACUGCGCGUGCCGGAAGGUCCGGAAUGGCCAUCACCUUUGUCACACAAUACGAUGUGACGAUUUAUCAGCGGAUCGAGACGCAUUUAGAUAAAAAGCUUCCCGAAUACCCUUGCGUCGAGAAGGAGGUGAUGAUGCUAGUCGAACGCACAGCCGAAGCUAUGAAGGCAGCAAAAGAGGAAAUCAAAGAAGCCGAGGAGAGGAAGAAAAAGGGGAAACGACAUUUGGACGAUUCGGAUACCGAGGAGAAUACGGAUCGUUAUCGCAAGAAGUUCAAGAAUAAGGGCGCCAAGAUUACCAACAAGCUUCGU
Molecule: messenger RNA, 1440 nt
Organism: Mesorhabditis spiculigera
Lineage: Eukaryota; Metazoa; Nematoda; Chromadorea; Rhabditida; Rhabditidae
Source: the annotation of a GenBank genome assembly